ACAGAAAAUGGAUUUGUAGAAAAUUCUCUCGUCAAACGGCGACUUGGAUCGAGAAAGGAGUGCUGAAACACUUCAGGAUUUUAGUGGACUGACAAUGUAAAAGAUUCGCGGUUACACUCAUGAAGUCCGUGGUUUUCAAACUAUCAGAAGGUCGAGGGGAAAUUCCAUCUUAUUUUCAGAUAAAAAAGUGUGAGUUUUCCACGGCCGAGGAGCGACUGGACUUAACUCUCUAUGCUUAUCAGAAGGCUUCGAGUUUCAUUGUUUUUUUGGUUUUAUGAUUUCUUCAAUCUUCGAAACUGUUCCGUAAAAGUAUGAUGUGGAAAAUCGCGUGGAUUUACCUGACGAUCUCUCUACUUAGAAUAGGCGCUCAAGGAGAAGAGAGCUCUCGUGUAAUCGAUGUCAAAUCAGGCUCAGACGUCGUUUUAGAAUGCAACGUAGCCAGCAGCAAUAACGUCGAACUUAUCAACUGGAGGCUUAACAAUUCCAAAACUGCAUUUUUCGUUAAAUUCAUGAAUUUCAAGCCUUUUAUAUCAGACCAAUUUACAGGGCGGCUGCAUAUUGUCAAUCAGUCCGCCAUUCUUAUUUCUCGAGUAAGUCAGAAAGAUUCAGGGAUAUAUCGAUGUAGAACAAUGAUGACUUCUACCUCGGGUGGAGCUGGGGUAUUUGAGCAAGGAAUUCCAAUAAAACUUAACGUCCAAGUUCAACAUCCAUUCUUCCAUAAACUUCCAACGGAGAGGGUAAGCUUGUUUGAAGACUCGUCCAUUAAUCUUGAAUGUCGUGUCGGGGGAAUUCCUAAGCCUAGAAUUGAAUGGAUUCGACUGGAUAAUGAGCUACCAUUGCAAAGAACGACGUAUAAUCCAUCUGGUUGGUUGACUAUCAAUGGAGCAAAAGCAUCAGACGCUGGCCGUUACAUGUGCUCUGCAACCAACGUAGUUGGCACUAUCGACUUUGAGUUCGACGUUGAAGUCAAACGUAUUCCUCAAGUUAUUCCUUCAAAUCGUAAAACCACGACCGAGGGUUUUCCAGCAGUCUUGGAUUGUAACAUAGAUUCCAGCAUCUCAACUACAAAUGCACGGUUCAUCUGGACUAAAGAUGGGACGGACAUUUCAUCAUCACCAAGCCCCGGAAUUUCCUUGCUUGUUGGGGGGAAACUCUACAUCAAAAACUGCAAUAGAAAAGACUCGGGAGUUUAUCUAUGUACAGCCAGAACCCUUGAUCCAACGGGAUCCAGUAUCCUUUCCUAUCAAGGACAAAGCGUUUUCCUCGAUGUUCAGUUCCCUCCAGAUAUCAUUCUCAUUGAGGACGUAGUUUCAGCCGCUCAAGGCUCAGAUGCAAGAUUACCCUGCGUAUCCAAAGCCAAUCCUGGUACAGUAUCAACCACAUGGUCACUUGCUGGACAGGUACUCAAAAAGCCCAAGUAUGAAAUACUUCAAGAAGGGACUCUUCUUGUACGAUCGAUAAAGACAUCAGAUGCGGGGACUUACACUUGCACACCAUCAAACUCUAUUGGAAAAGGGAAUUCGAAGUCUACAAGGCUUGUCAUUACGAUUGUCCCACGUUUCACGCGAGUGCCACAAAGCGUCGAACAAAUUCGCGUCGGUAAGACGAUAAGUCUGGUCUGCGAUGCUGUAUCUAAUAGAGGGUUACCAGUGCAGUUGACAUGGAUACGUGUCAAUGGGCCACUACCUGUGGGCCGGUCUAAAGUGGACGGUGGCCGCAUAACUAUUACUGAUAUCCAGCGUGAUGAUUAUGGAGAAUACGCUUGUCUUGCAUCAACUAAAGAAGGAACGGCGAAGCACUCCACUACUGUAACAGUAAUCUCAACUCCUGGUGCACCUAAUGUCACGGCGAUUUCCAGGUCUGGUACAGCAGCCACCAUCUCUUGGAUACCUGGAUAUGACGGAGGCUAUAUACAGACCUUUGAACUUUGGUACAGAAAGGCAUCAGACACUGACUUCCAGUGGAAAUCCAAUCGUAAACUGCCAUCAAGCACGACGACCUACACUCUAAGUGAUCUUGAGUUGGGUGUUAAUUACUGGUUUGCUGUGCGUGGGGUCAAUAGAGAGGGAGCUGGGGGCUUUAGCUUGCCCGCUCUUUAUGACAAAAAUGGACCACAAAUAGUGCCAUUUUUGCCUGAAAAACCUCUUCCCCCAACCAACGUCAUAGUCAACAUUACAUCUGAAGGUUAUUAUGUAUCAUGGGAUCACGAUCAAGUGCCAGGACGACCUUUAAUAAAAAAUUUCGUUCUUGAGUAUCAUAAGAAGAACUCCUCUGCUGCCUGGACAAGAGCAGACGAGAUGGUCAAUGGCGAUCAAAGGGUCUAUCUUCUUAGAGCUGAUUUAUUUGAACCUGAAUCGGAUUAUGAAUUCCGAGUGUAUGCUUAUGCUAAAAAGUUCAGUGAGCCUGCCUAUGCUUCCAAGACAUAUGUGAUAGCUCCGCCUGUCGUUAGUCAAAGAAAAACUGCCAAUAACGUGAUUCCUAUCGUAGCUGGUGUCCUUGGGUCCAUUGCUUUUAUCCUACUGCUCUGUUUGUUGUGUUUCUGCUUUGUGCAAUACAGUGCAAGAAAGAAACCUGAAGACAAAGCGUCGAAAAAGGUUCAUUUUCUUCUUCCAGACAGUAGUAGAUCUUCCCAAGUUCAAGAAGGAGACUUAGACGUUGAUUUUAAUGACGAAGACAUCAAGCUCAGGCCAGAAACAGUAAGAUUCGUUCCAGAUAAAAGCGAUGACAAUGGUAACGGUAAACACUGGCGACGAAAGAUUACGAAAGAAGAUGAUUUCUUAAUUCUCUCAUCGUGUGACCACGUAUUUGGUGGCAAUAUGAUAAACUAUGCCGAUGGGCCUUCGGAAGCCACUUUUACAUCCCCCACAUCGCCUACAGAUAAGGUAAAGUUCUUUGGAGAUGUCGAAGAAAAUGGCUGGUUUAAUUGUACAUUAUCAAGGCCAGCUUCAAACGAAGUGCGUGACUCGUACGAUCAGUUCUGUCGAUCUCCAAGUGACGUGGGGUCACGUGAAUCACUUGAUCGUGUUGCCCAAAAGCGAGCCUUGUAUGAACACAAAGGCUCGAAGAUUCAUUUGGUCAAGAAGUUUGACUCUAACUCAAGCCUUCAGUUUGAUAAAGGGAAACAACCCAUACGAGGUCCACGGUACAAAAACAUCGAUGAAAACCUACCUCCAAGGCCUGAUGUACCUCUGAGGCAGUCGAAGAUCCAUCCUCAUCACUGGUCUUCUCCUGCAGUGUAUACCAAUCUUGGUGACUUCAGAAGCAAUCAAGGUAACGUAGAUUCCGAUUCUGAUUCGGUGGGUUCGUUAGGCCGCAGACGAAGGCGAAUGCAUCGGCCUUCUUCUUAUUACGAAGGAUGUGUAUCCCAUCAACCGGAGCUUAAUCCGAUCACGGAACAAGAUUCUGAGACCAAUUUAAAGUGUUCCUGCGACGAUGGGCAACCGCAUCAAGAAUCUCCCAAGUCAAAUGGACUUGUUGAAGGUAGCGAGAGCUCGUAUCUUCACCUGGAAAGAACUGAUUCAUUAAAGCAAUCAUAUACUGAUGAAAUAAAGUCAUGGGAAGAAGACUCUGAAGGGUCUGUUGGAAAACCAUACGGGCCACAUCCUAAGGACAACAUAGGAACCUUGAAGUCAAUCGAGAGUGACUCUGAGAACAGCAUCUCUCCAGCGCAUUCACUUGUUUCACUCACGGAUUCUGACGUUGACGCAGAUAUUGCUCGCAAUAUUGAGAAGGAUACUAUCGAUAGCAGACGACUGUCGUUCUCUGGAGAGCCUGAUCGCUCUCAUUUGUUCCGUGCCGUGUCGUAUAUCAAAUCAAUGGAUACAGAUUCAGAUGUGAGCGAAAAGGAAGAUCCAAAGAGCAAACUAUACGACCUUCCACAUUUAGCUGUCAAUAAUGUAGCUACGGUUUCGACCUUAAAUGACUCUAUGUAUUCCGAUUCGAUGGAUCAGUUGAAAGCUUGCGAUCCUUUCUACAAGCUUAAACCCAUAACAGUCUCUCGCACACCGUCGAACGCGUCUAGUGGUAUUUAUUCAACUCAAGUUUCCUUGAGUGAAACUAAUAGCAUAGAUUCACCAGCCGUUCACCGAAGAAACACCAAGCCAAACUCAAUGCGAUCCAGUGCAACAUCUUCAAGUGGAUUUGAAACUUCUUCGGCACGUGGAAGCCUUGGAAGCGAAACAGGACAAUGGUACGAAGUUGGGAAACCUUAUUCUUCACGGAACUUUCCGAAACAACGGUUUCCUCAUUUAGAGGAGCCUUAUGAAUGGGAUCGUGAAGGAACUGGAAGUGAAUUUGAAAGCGGUAGUGAGACCGGGGGGUUCUCGUUUAAGCCUAACAUGAUCGCUAAUAUGCGGCACCUUUUAGAAUUGCAAAGAAAACUGGGUAUUGAUUUGGAGAGCAGCGGAAGCUCCAAUGAGUCGCUAGUCGAUAAGAAAAUCGACCAAAUAGUUGAACCUGAAGCAGUAAACGGCUAUGAAAAUGAAGGAACUUCUAAAUACCAUGUCGAUAACUACACACUGGAAGAGAAAGACAAGAGAUGCUCUAAACUUAUGGAUGAAUUUAAAGCAAACAAAAAGGUACAAGACGAAAAACUAAACGGUARUAUGAUCUAUCAAUCCUGGGAUCUAUAGAAUAUGUGCUUAUUAGUAAAUAAUAUGAAAUAUAGAUAGUAUUUAAUUAUAGAAUUAGAUAAUCAAAAAACUAAAGAAUGUGUGACUGACAGUCAACGGCAAAUGUACGAACAUGGUUUUUCUUCUGAGAUAGUGAACAUGGUGCAUUGUGGUCUAACUUGGGUAAAGGACAUAUUUUGUUCAUCAUGCCUUAUAUGGUGAUGUUUGGUGAUUACCCGAGCUAGACCAUAAUGCAUCAUGUUUAUCGAAUUCAGAAAAAGCCUUGUUGCAUGCACUACUGAUGCUUAUAAAAAAUCCAUACUUGUAGACAAAUGUCUCUAGUUCGUAGAAUAUAUUGAUCGAUAAUUAGCCGUGUAGUAAGCACUCUCCUAUAAUCGCAGACAGUUUUCUUUAUAGUUGUCAUCGUUAUACCAUUGAAGAAAGAUUUUGGUUUGUAAAGCAAAAUUCCUUAUGUUGAGAUCCUUGGUUUUUUAAACUCCAGUUGGAUUUACGCUCAACCAGUUCAAUACACUCUCGCGCAAUCGCGUCUCACCUCUGGGGUCAGUAGGUUCGAUACGUGGACUCGGCAUCACAUGAAUGUACAGUCCUUGAUUUGCCCUUGAUUUGAAAGUUUUUCUCUAGGUUUUCUAGUCUUACUUCCUCCGCAAAAAUUGCAAUUUAAUCUGUGAGUUACCCGUGCCCUGAUUUUCAUCCGUCCAGAAGUUGUUUCAGGGUAUAUAUAAAUUCUUAAGGUUUACACGUUCAUCCAGUUUCGUCCCACAUCAUAUACUAAGACCCUUGCCUCACUUGACCGAUGGAAAAGGAAAAAGCUAAAUCCAACUAAAGUUUAAAAAGCAAGUGUCACAAAAUACGGAAUUUCGCUCGGUAACCUUGGUUUUUCGUUUUACACACAAUCUGUUUAAAAUUCCGUACCUCACCCCACCAACCAUUUGACAUCAUUGUCUUCAUAUUCAUUUACAAAUUGCACUUCACCUACCCCACACCCCCUCAGUCGUGAUAUUUAUAAGGGGGUCUAGUCCAAUAAGAAAUAUAUAUUUAAUUAUAACUGACUGGAAGAGUCCAAUGUUUCGAGUCGAAACUAUUAACCGCUUAUUAAGACAUAAGCCUUCCCAAGAGGAAAGCAUAAAACCACGAUAUGCAUCUAAGUUCGUUAUUAAUUUGUGUCUUGAAAAGAAUAUGUAAUUAUAAAGACGCAUUAUCUUAUUCUUAAAACGCAUUUAAAGUUUUUUAUUUUCUAUUUUUUGUACGUUUUUACUUGGUUUUCAUAAUUUAGAUUGAGUUUUUAAUGUUAUGGAUGUUGGCUUGGUGUCGCUUUUGUGCCUUUCAUUUUGAAGUAUAAUUCUUAACCAUUGGUUCUCGAAGGAGAAAAGACUAUCUUUGGUCGUUUCUUAACCUCAAGUCUCUCAAAAUGAACAGUGCAAAUGUGGACAUCAGUCUUUUUGUCGGUAAAUGCAGUUAAAAAUGCUAUAUUUUAUAUAAUCUCAAGCUAAAAUAUUUUCUGGUCGCUAUCAUUUACAAUUUACCGUUAAAGUGGACAAACGUCGCUGUCCUUCAUUUGAGCAAAUCUUGUUGCCAUUUUGGUUAUGUAAGUUUUGUCAGAUUUGCUCUCCAAAAUAUGACCAAAAUGUCACCUCGACCUAUUGUAAAAAGGUUUAGAAAUAAUUUAGAGAGAAGCCUAACAUAAUAAGUCGUUACUCGCGACAUUAAGCACAAAUCGAAGCGUGCGGCGAAACGACGACCGGUGACGGCGCAUGCGCAGAGCGGAUAGGGGGUGCUAGACCUUGGAAACAGUUGCCAUGGAUAUGCUAUUCCCGCAUUUUCGAGGGUAUCCUAGGCAUAGGCGCUUAAUACAACGGACCGUUCCCUAUAUCUGCUUCAAAUGCAUGCUUUCAUGUCGUGAACUGGAAAAUAUGACUAUAGCGUGGAACAGUUCGGCUCCAGUAAAAACUCAUCUUCUAGAAGUUGUGGUACAAAAUCCAGCCUGGCAGUAUGUGCGUGCUGGUUCACGUCAAUCACAGGCCAGUUGGAUUACGUACCUGUGAUUUUGAUAUAGGUUCAUUAAGGUUUUGCUGGAUGAGUCAGUCUCGAGAGAGCCGAACUUCCACUUUGCCAUUUCUUGAUUUUUCGCGCUUUGUAUUAGAUAAAUUAUGUAAAUAAAAAUGCAUUGUAACCCUAAUUUUUAUAUUAAGAAAAAUAGUCCUAUAAAAGUUUUGUUUGGACCAACAAGAUAAAGCGUAAUUAUAUAUAUUUUUAUGGUUCCUAAAAUACUUAGUACGGUUUAGAUUUAAAGACAAUCUGCAUCGCGAAAGAGUCCAAAAACUUGAAAUUGUUGUUGUUAAGGCUUGAUUUUCACUGUAGAUGCAAAAAAUAUAGGACUAGUAGCCCCGUCUAAAACCAACCCUCACUCCACCCCCUGAGGAGGGGCAAGGAAAAGGGGUUGGUUAGCAGUAAUGAUAUGCAGGCUCUUGCUAUAGUUAAGUUUUUGCUUAACAAGUUGAUUGCGAUUUCCAUUGAAAAUCAAACUUGAUUCAAACCUCAUGAUCAUGACGUAGUGUAAAGUAUUAGAGCUAACUUGUGUGUCGUCGCUUAUUACACAUAAUUUAGUCUUGUUAAUUCAAUUUUGUAGCAAUUGCAGUUUGUGUUGAAACUAUUUAUAUAAACCCUGUGUAAACGAGGAAAUGUUUCAACGGAAAUAUUUUAGCUUGAAUCUUGGAAUUCCUUCGUCGGGUGCGCAACAACUUUUUUCUCCAAAUCAAAAUCUUCAGACGCAAGUGGCUUUUAAUAGUUUUUUUAAAUGGAAAAACGUUGACCCCGGCUUUUUCACGCGCGCGUGAAUGAAAACUUCAUUCAUCAAAAACAGAAACCAAGAUUAGAAAUGAUUAUCGGUGUGCGCAAGUUCGUUUCCUUGUUUACCGAGGUCUUGCAAGCAUUCUAAUGCAAAAUCUUUAGUGCGACACGAGUUAACAAAUACAACAGUACGUCAAAGUAGUUCAUCUCGUAAUAUAUCCUAAUCAUAUAUUGCAUGUAAUUUAUUUUGAUUGACAGUUGCAAAGUUAGUUUUUAGCAAUGUGCUGAUAUUGGUUCAUGUUUAGAAAUAAAGCAGCUUAUUUGAAAAGUA
Actinia tenebrosa (Australian red waratah sea anemone) is the source of this 7749-nucleotide messenger RNA. RefSeq names its product protein turtle homolog B. Gene Ontology annotation, biological process: cell-cell adhesion. The record is from RefSeq and is a predicted model, not a curated record. NCBI's taxonomy places the organism in Eukaryota, Metazoa, Cnidaria, Anthozoa, Actiniaria, Actiniidae. Gene Ontology annotation, molecular function: protein binding.